Messenger RNA from Tinamus guttatus (white-throated tinamou), 2617 nucleotides. The record is from RefSeq and is a predicted model, not a curated record. Lineage: Eukaryota; Metazoa; Chordata; Aves; Tinamiformes; Tinamidae.
GAACGUCAGCUCGGCGGGAGAGGAGGCCCGCAGGAGGAUGAGGGAGUGCGACGGCCUGACGGAUGCACUGCUCUACGUCAUCCAGUCUGCUCUGGGGAGCAGUGAAAUUGAUAGUAAGACCGUUGAAAACUGUGUGUGCAUUUUGAGGAACCUCUCAUACAGGCUAGCUGCAGAAACAUCUCAGGGACAGCAGAUGGGAACAGAUGAACUUGAUGGAUUACUGUGUGGUGAUACCAAUGGAAAAGAUGCUGAGAGUUCAGGAUGCUGGGGGAAGAAAAAGAAGAAAAAGAAAUCCCAAGAUCAGUGGGAUGGAGUCGGACCUCUCCCGGACUGUGCAGAACCACCCAAAGGAAUCCAGAUGCUGUGGCACCCUUCAAUAGUCAAACCCUACCUCACACUUCUCUCUGAGUGCUCAAAUCCCGACACGCUGGAGGGGGCAGCAGGGGCACUGCAGAACUUGGCUGCAGGGAGCUGGAAGUGGUCGGUGUAUAUCCGUGCUGCCGUGCGCAAGGAGAAAGGACUGCCCAUCCUGGUGGAGCUGCUCCGGAUAGACAACGACCGGGUGGUAUGUGCGGUUGCUACAGCUUUACGAAACAUGGCCUUAGAUGUCAGAAAUAAAGAGUUAAUAGGCAAGUAUGCGAUGAGGGAUCUGGUCCACCGACUGCCAGGCACAAACAACAGCAACAGCUCGGCAAGCAAGGCCAUGUCUGAUGACACCGUUACUGCCAUUUGCUGCACUCUGCAUGAAGUCAUCACUAAAAACAUGGAGAAUGCGAAGGCCUUACGAGACGCAGGCGGCAUUGAGAAACUGGUUGGCAUAUCUAAGAGUAAAGGAGACAAGCAUUCGCCAAAAGUGGUGAAAGCAGCAUCUCAGGUCCUCAAUAGUAUGUGGCAGUACAGAGACCUGAGAAGUCUCUACAAGAAGUGGGCGGCCCCAAGCUUCAGUGUGGAGGACAGAGGAUUUUCACCUACCCAUGAGUCUGGGUCAUGGCACUCUCAGCACAUUCCCUCCCAGAGCCACGAAACCAGAAUCUAUUCCCAAACUCAGGAUGGAUGGUCACAGUAUCACUUCGUAGCCUCAUCGUCCACGAUAGAACGGGAUCGGCAAAGGCCGUACUCGUCCUCCCGCACGCCCUCCAUCUCGCCGGUGCGCAUGUCUCCCAACAACCGCUCAGCAAGUGCCCCUGCCUCACCUCGGGAAAUGAUCAGCCUAAAAGAAAGAAAAACAGACUAUGAAUCAACUGGAACAAACGCGACUUACCAUGGAACUAAGGGAGAACACACUUCUAGGAAAGACACCAUGACAGCUCAAAACACUGGAAUCUCAACUUUGUACAGGAAUUCAUACGGUGCACCUGCCGAAGACAUCAAACAUAACCAGGUUUCAACACAGCCAGUUCCACAGGAGCCCAGCAGAAAAGAUUAUGAACCCUAUCAGCCGUUUCAGAAUUCAACCAGAAGCUACGACGAGUCCUUCUUUGAGGACCAAGUCCAUCACCGUCCACCUGCAAGCGAAUACAACAUGCACCUGGGACUAAAGUCAACUGGCAACUACGUCGACUUCUAUUCAGCUGCUCGUCCCUAUAGUGAACUUAACUAUGAAACAAGCCACUAUCCAGCCUCUCCCGACUCAUGGGUGUGAGACUUGGGCAGACACAAAAGCUCCAGGAACUGUGCAUGUGCAUGCAUACCACAAGACAUUCUUUUUUCCUGCAAAUUUAGUUUGUUAAAGCCUGUUCCGUAGGAAGGCCCAGAUAACCAGUAUGGAAAAAUUAAGAUUUUUUUAGAAGGCUAAAAGAAAUGAAAGCUAAACAAGGGAGUAAUUAGAAAGAUAUAUAUAUAUUAUAUAUAUUACAGUGUGGGGCAACUUUAUUGUUGGCCUGUAGAGUCUAAAGUUCAGUGCCGUAUCUUGAAUGUGGCUGAAGGAAGGAGGGGGAACAUGACAGGGAAUGUGGGUCAAGAGUUAAGCACAAGUAACUGAGCAGCGUAUGUACUUUAUGGGGAACAGCUUCUCACACUUUGUUUAAUAUCCUCAUUCAUUGUGAAUCUAGGCUUCAAGUUGCAUUUGGGGUUUCCUCUGUACAGCAAGAUGUUUCUUGCCUUUUGUUAAUGCAUUGUUGUAAAGUAUUUGAUGUACAUUACAGAUAAAAAAACAAAGAAGUGCAUUGUGUAUAUUACACCAAUGCCACAGUGUUUCUUCAUCUAUGGUUCUAAAUAUUGCUUCAAUUUCAAAUUUUGAAAGAUGUAUGAAUUUCCAGUUUUUUUCUUUUCCCCGGUGCGUUUUAACAAAAAAAAUCAAAAACAAAAAGGAAUAUUUAGCAGUAUUGUUCGUUCUGAUAUGUGAAUUUGUUUGUGGCAACUAAAAAAAAAAGGCAUUCAGCAGUUUCUGACAAUUAACAUUCAUCAUUCCACACUCCUUGUCAACAAAGUGCUUUUUCACUGCCUAAAAUUUUAGAUGUAGAUAUUUGAAAUAGAUUUUUUUCAUUUAUACCAGUUUUCUUUAUGAUGAUACAGUGUUAAAGGAAAAUAAAUUACAAUUGAUCUGUCAUCCAUAUUUGCUAAGAAUGUCUAUUUCCAAGAAUCUCUCAUACAAAUACACAUUCUUACUUGUGUGUGU